GGCCAAAAGGCCGGUGCGAAUUGACAAAAGGGCGACUUGAAAGCAUCACAGACGAAAACUCGGUGUGCGUGUGAGUGUGUGUGUGUUUGCCGUCAGCCAUUAUUUCUUGGUAAAGCCGGAUCGUAUCGGACGUGACUUUCUGUGAAACAUAUCGGCUGUUUUACAGCUUGCAAGCUACAUAUUUUAUAAAGGUUGGUCGUAGAACAUUGACUAAUAGCUAAAGGAUGGAUGAAGAUAUGCAUUUGAGUCUGGACGAGAUUAUUCGGAAGCGAAAGGUGCGCGCUCGGCAGGAACGGUCCGGAGAUGGGCCAGCGCCGAAAGGCGCUCACGUUAGUGGGCCCCGGGGAUUUCGGGGCGAGAACACGGCGACGUCGAAAACGGCAUGGCACCAGGUUCGCAAACCGGUCCCGGUCGUCGAUGCGCGCAUGAAAAUCAUCCGUAACAAGCGGGCUAAGAUGCGUGACGCUCGCGACCAGCUGAUCGAGUUCAGUCGCGGUCGGGACGCUCGCUACCGUCUCCGAAACCGGGCGCGUGAAACGGAUCACGUUCGCCCACUGGCAAUGAUGCCAUCGUCGCGCGUACUGACUGCCGUUUCGUCCAAUGGUCGGAAUAGCGUCGGGUCAGAACAUUUCAUCAAACCGAAACUAUCAAACCGCCAUUACUCAACCGGAGAUUAUGUGCCGACAACGGUAAACGCUCAACCACCGAUCCCUCGCUUCCGUUCCGCCGCCGGCAUUUCCUUCCGGGGGGCCGAUGACGGGGAGGACGAUCCGUACAUGCGUAUUACGGCCACUCAAUCAAUCAGCUCAUUGGCAAAUGCAACACGCACGCUGCACAACGAUACAUUUUCGUUGCCCAGCUCGAUGCCACCGUUGCCACACUUCCGCACGGUACGGGGUCCGUUGCUGAGCACCAGCAACGGUUCGUCGUUGAUGAAUUUCACCGCAUCCACCACUAUCAACACCGAACCGGAUCCCUUCGAUCAGUACGAGGUGAAUCGGCGUCCGAAUUUGAGCGUUCCGCCGCCACCGUUACCGCCCAACCGACCGUUACGAAGCAUCCUGCGCACAAGACCGAGCACACCACCACCACCCGUACUGUCGCAGCCGAUCACAACCGGCGUACCGUUGAAUCUGUCCCCGAGCAUGCGCGCCCGUCUCGAGCGUGCUCCGAACCCGAACAAAUCGAUGGGCAUCUUUGCGCACAACUUUAACGGUGAACCGUCGGGGAAAAAUUUCUUUACCCGUUCACCGAGCCCACCCCCAAUAGUAACGGCUGGGUAUCGGAUUGUCGUUAGCAAUCUGCAUCCGAGCGUAACACAGAUCGACAUCAAGGAAUUGUUCGAGGACAUUGGCGAUCUGGUCGAAUCGCGGCUGGUACGCCCGGGCGUGGCCGAGGUAAUUUAUCGAAAUUUGAAGGAUGCCGAAAAGGCGGUAGAUGCUUACCACAACCGCCAGCUUGACGGGCAGCCCAUGAAUUGUCUGCUGGUAAAUCCCCGUGCUACCUACAAAAUUAAUACAGCAAAUUUAAAAUAUGGCCGGUAAACUUAACUGCGAAGGAAGUGAAAAUGUAAACCAGGUAAAAUUAUUUAAUAACGUGUUUGCGCGCAAACAUGAAAAAAAACACACACACAUUAAGUUUGCUACAAAAGAAAAAUACAUACACUCAUAGGUGUUUUAGCACGUGUAGGCGAUGAUAUAGGAUUAAAUGAGAUAGGUAGACACAGAAAGAGAGAGAGAUUUAUAGACAGAAAUUGCUGGUAUGCUAUGAAAUAGAGUAUACCGGUGAGAAUAUGUCCAAACGAAUAAGAAAGCGAACAAUCACAGACACGAGUCGAGUGAGGCGGACAGUAGGGAAAAUAAGAAUAGUACAACAGAAAAAAGGAUACAUACAUGUGACGAUGAGGCGCAUUUUCCCCUAGUACACACCACCAUCAGCGAGUGCGCGCCUGAUUUUGCAUGCCUCGCUAAAUGCGUUAAAAUAAUACAUUAAUUCACUCAUUUCUUAACUUUUACUGCAAAAAAAAAAAAUUGCAGACCAAAUCGCUGAUUGUUAAUAGGAUUUAUGGGAUGCUGGUGGUGUCAGAACACAGACACAGCUCUAUAACAAGGCCUGCCACCAAGCUCUGCACGGCAGAUCUAUUGUAACAUACACCACAUAAUGAUUAAACAAUUUUUCGUUCAUUGUAUUGCUUCUAUUGGGUUUUGUCUUGGCAUUUGCUAUGUUUGGAGUCAUUGCUUAGCCGUACAAACAUUGUAAGGGUUGGGGCGGAUAAGGUCGGAUGUCCAAAUAGAUGGACGACCUCAGCCAUCCAUAUCCUGCCCAAUGUUCUUACGUCUCAGUAGUGACUUCAGCCUUUUAGAUGUCGGAAAUUGCCAGUUAAUAAUAUGGUGAAGAGUAGUAAAAACAGUGCGGCGGCCCGGUGGUAGAUGCGACAGCGAUACCGAUUUUCACACAGCAGGACCAGGGUUCAAAUCCUAUUUAGGCCGUUCUCUCAUAGUGAGGACUGACUAUGCGGUAGCAGCAAAUCUAGUAAGCCAGACACAGCAGGUAUGACCUAAGAGGUCGUAAGGCCAAGAAAGAAGAAGCAGAAGUAGUGAAAAUGCAUGAAACAAUUUAACCGGU
Messenger RNA from Anopheles stephensi (Asian malaria mosquito), 2625 nucleotides. RefSeq names its product polymerase delta-interacting protein 3-like. Gene Ontology annotation, biological process: mRNA export from nucleus. Gene Ontology annotation, molecular function: mRNA binding. The transcript has 3 exons. NCBI's taxonomy places the organism in Eukaryota, Metazoa, Arthropoda, Insecta, Diptera, Culicidae. Bases 225 to 1544 code for a protein of 439 amino acids. The record is from RefSeq and is a predicted model, not a curated record. Gene Ontology annotation, cellular component: nucleus.